AUGCUGAGGAGGACCCUGCUGUGCGCGGUGCUCGGGCUCCUGCGCGCCCAGCCCCUCCCCUGCCCGCAAGGCUGCAGGUGUUUCUUCCGGGACUCGGUGCAAUGCUCUGGGGGCGACGUGGCGCGCAUUUCGGCGCUGGGCCUGCCCACCAACCUCACGCACGUCCUGCUCUUCCAAAUGGGCCGCGGCGUCUUGCAGAACCACAGCUUCAGUGGCAUGACCGUCCUGCAGCGCCUGAUACUCUCGGACAGCCACAUUUCCGCCAUUGCCCCCGGCACCUUCGAUGACCUGAUAAAACUAAAAACCCUCAGGUUGUCGCGCAACAAAAUCACUCAUCUUCCAGGUGCGCUACUCGAUAAGAUGGUGCUCCUGGAACAGUUGUUUUUGGACCACAACGCACUAAAGGGCAUUGACCAAAACAUGUUUCAGAAACUGGUUAACUUGCAGGAGCUCUUUUUGAACCAGAAUCAACUCAAUUUCCUUUCUUCUCGUCUCUUCACAAACCUGGGGAACCUGAAAAUGUUGGAUUUAUCAGGAAACAACUUGACCCACCUGCCCAAGGGAUUGCUUGGGACACAGGCUAAGCUUGAGAAACUUCUGCUGCACUCGAACCAGCUAGUGUUUCUGGAUUCGGGGCAGUUGAGCAGUCUGGGCGCCCUGAUGGAGCUGCAGCUCCACAGAAAUCACAUCCGCUCCAUCGCACCCGGAGCAGUCGACCAGCUCCCAGGCCUGCGUUCUUUGACUCUUUCCAGAAACCACCUCGAGGUUCUCCCCUCCGGGCUCUUUCUUCAUUCGCACAAUUUGACGGUGUUGACUCUGUUCGAGAACCCGCUGGAAGAGCUCCCGGGGGUGCUCUUCGGGGAGAUGGCCGGCCUGCACGAGCUGUGGCUGAACAGCACCCGGCUGCGCACCCUGCCCGCCGCCGCCUUCCGCAACCUGAGCGGCCUGCGCACGCUGGGGGUGACUCUGAGCCCGCGGCUGAGCGUGCUGCCCCCGGGCGCCUUCCAGGGCCUGGCGGAGCUCCGGGUGCUCGCCCUGCACUCCAACGGCCUGACCGCCCUCCCCGACGGCUUGCUGCGCGGCCUCGGCAGGCUGCGCCAGGUGUCGCUGCGCCAUAACAGGCUGCGGGACCUGCCGCGCGCGCUCUUCUCCGACCUCGGUAGCCUGGAGAAGGUCCAGCUCGACCACAACCAGCUGGAGACCCUGCCUGGCGACGUGUUUGGGGGUCUGCCUCGGCUGACCGAGGUCCUGCUGGGGCACAAUCCCUGGCGCUGCGACUGUGGCCUGCGGCCAUUCCUGGGGUGGCUGCGGCAGCACCUAGACCUCGUGGGCCGAGCCGAGCCCCCGCGGUGCGGCGGCCCUGGACAGCGCGCCGGCCUGCAGCUCUGGGCCCUGCCGGGGGGCGACCCCGAGUGCUCGGGCACCCGGGGCCCGUCUCUGCACAAUGCCGCGCGCGACUCCUCGGCAGCCCCUGGCCACACUGCCCCGGUGCCUAUCAGCCCAGAGCCCUGGGCAUGGGCGCAGCUGGUGGCCACGGACAAACGUCUAGACCAUAGCCUGUUCUGGGGUCUUUAUUUUCUGCUCUUGGCCGCUCAGGCCAUAAUAACCGGGAUCAUUGUGUUUGUCAUGUUUAAAAUCGGCCGGCUCUUUCGAAAAUUAAUCAGAGAGAGAGCUCUUAAUUGA
Molecule: messenger RNA, 1683 nt
Organism: Propithecus coquereli (Coquerel's sifaka)
Lineage: Eukaryota; Metazoa; Chordata; Mammalia; Primates; Indriidae
Gene: GP5
Product: glycoprotein V (platelet)
Cellular component (GO): extracellular matrix
Molecular function (GO): protein binding
Source: RefSeq, a predicted model, not a curated record